Topomyia yanbarensis is the source of this 13116-nucleotide messenger RNA. Its product is annotated as dystrophin, isoforms A/C/F/G/H. Gene Ontology annotation, molecular function: protein binding; zinc ion binding. Gene Ontology annotation, biological process: synaptic signaling. Gene Ontology annotation, cellular component: plasma membrane. Lineage: Eukaryota; Metazoa; Arthropoda; Insecta; Diptera; Culicidae. Bases 222 to 11165 code for a protein of 3647 amino acids. The record is from RefSeq and is a predicted model, not a curated record. The transcript has 35 exons.
AUAGUCAAUAUCAUGGGGAGCUUUAAAUGUUCAUCUAGCGCGAUUUGGUCUUAGUAAUUAGCUGUUUUGCACUGUUCUUCUCCGCAAAUCUUCGUAAUCUUUGAGUACAGAUAUGGGGUUUUGUUGUAUGAAUAAAGUGUGAACACGAAUGUCGCCACUUCUAUGUACUAGUAAGUUUAACGGGUAUUUCUCACUGAUGUUUCAUAGGCGAGCUAAAGAGGAUGGAUAAUUGGAUAGUGAAUCUGAAAGUAGUUGAUUUGGACGAGCGACAGGAUAUACAGAAAAAGACAUUCACCAAGUGGAUAAAUGGUUAUCUAGCCAAAUCUAACACACCUGCAAUUCAGAAUCUAUUUGAAGAUUUACGGGAUGGCAAUGCACUUCUUUCUUUGUUGGAAGUUCUAACCAAUCAAACCUAUAAACGUGAAAAAGGCACAAUGCGAGUACAUCAGAUUAAUAAUCUAAACAAGGCACUAGCGGUUCUUCAGGAGUAUGGUGUUAGGCUAGUAAAUAUAUCCAGUGAUGAUAUAAAUUCAGGUAACGCUAAACUAACACUAGGAUUAAUUUGGUUGAUUGCCUUAAGCUUUGACGGUCAGAAGCUUGUAAAUUCGCAUGCAGUUAGUGGCAUUGAAAAGUCAUUACUCAACUGGGUAGGACGGAUUGUGGAAAAACAUAACAUCAAGGUCAAUGAUUUUUCCUGCAGCUGGUCCGAUGGAAUGGCUUUUUUAGCAGUUAUUUCGGAAGUCGUUGAUUCGUUAAAUCUGAAAAUGGCUGUCAACAAACAUCCCAUUGCAAGGUUACGAAUGGCGUUUGAUUUAGCGUAUCACCAUUUAGAUAUCGAACAACUGCUGGAACCAGAAGAUGUAAAUACAAAUAAGCCGGAUAAAAAGUCUAUUCUUAUGUACGUUAUGUGCCUCUAUAAUGCGAUCGAUUCAAGAAAUUUGGAGCAUCAAGGCAGUGUUCAGCAUUUGGCGCGGAAUGUGGAAAGUCUGGAAGAGAUACAGUUGCUUAGUGAACGAGAACUAGGUGCUUCGGACGAGUACAUCACAAACCAAAAGUUUGGCCAAAGCAGUUCGAAAUCCAGCAAUGAUAAAGUACCAGUUCAUUCGGGAAAUUCGACACAUUUAGAGGAAAUUUCACUAGCAAAAUCGAUUGAUGACUUACGUAAUUUCAAUCGAGAAAAUAAAGUAAAAAGGUUGUCUCAAACUAAACCAAUUGUGAAGGUGAUAGAACACGCGGAAGCUGUAAAUUCCGACUUUAAACUGAAUGAUUCGGUUGUUCCGUUACCAAGUAAGACGGAUGCCUUCUAUUGGGAGCCAAAGUCCUCGCGACCCGUUUCAACAGCAACAAACUUUUCAGUAGAAUUUAGUGGUUAUCAAUCAGCUGUAGAGGAUGUACUAGCCAUGUUACUAGAAGCAGAGGAAAUGUUUUCUAAGGACAUCAUGGAGGCUAAUGAUUUGACAAUUGCGAAAGAGCAGUUCCACGACCAUGAGCAAUUUAUGGCGAAGCUUUCCGAAUACCAAUCAUUCGUGUGUGGAGCUCUUGAUGAAGGCUCACGUUUAAUUAGUGAAGCACAGCUGAGUCCAAAAUCUCACGGGCUGGAUUUGGAAGGGCAAAACGAAAUCAAACAGCAAUUAUUUCUCUUGAACGAACGAUGGGAAAUGUUGCGAGUGAAUGCACUAGAACGGCAAUCUAAAAUUCAUACCAGAUUGGCUUCGCUACAAAUGGAAAAGGUUGAGGAAUUAAAAAGCUUUUUAUCUACAAUAGAAGAUCAAAUUUCUCGAAUGAACAGUGUUGGCCCGACUCCAAUGGAAUUGAAGGCUCAACUGGAAAACCACAAACGGCUGCAAAAUAACAUGGAAACCCAGGAAAAUCUGGUGGAUAGUCUCAGUAAUUUAGUUAUUAUUAUUGACUCUGAUAGUUUCAGCGACUUGGAAGACAAAUUGUUGGCCUUAGAAGAGCGUUGGUCGCAUCUAACCAAGUGGAUAGCGAAUAGAUGGGACCAGCUGCAAAGUUUAAGCUAUCGCUGGACUAAACUAUCUGAGCAAUAUCGUAUUAUUUGCCGAUGGAUUGAGGCGCGGGAACAAAACCUUAAAAAAAUGGAAACAAAUGAAUCAGUAGAGAUGGGCGCUAUGAUGGAACGAAUAAAAUGUUUGCAAUAUUGCAAACGAGAUUUAACAAUACUUGUCAACUAUUUAGGGGGAUUGGAAAGCUCUGCCCAAACCCUCAGCGAUGAGGGAUACUCAACUCUGAAUAUAAUAACCAAAAUAGAACAUUUAAGUGACAUGUGUGAUGCUCUCUUUCAAAUAUUAGAAGCACAAGAAGCACGUGUAGAAAAUAUGGGUUUUCAAAUUCCGACAUCACUAACGGCUAGCGACGAGCGGAAAACAAAUCUAAUGAAACCUGCUUCGUGGGAAGAUUUUCAGAUAAAAAUGCUAGAAGAAACAGGAACUAACUCUAACAGGAGUGUAAUUUAUGUGGAUAACUUGGACAGUUCGGAUUACGCUCCUCAAUCCGAAAAGAAACGCAAAAUAGAGCAACCUGAAACAGUUGUCCAGCUGAACGAGUUUAUGUAUGAAUUGAAAAGCGCGUUAGACGAGUGUGUCUCAAAUUUGGAUAAGUUCGAAAAAGUUGAUUUGAAUCAAAGAUCGUCAUUACUGCAACAAACUAAGGAAACAAUAAACCAUCAAAUAAAAGAUUAUACAAAAGCCCAGGAAAUGUUUAGGCAGUGUAAACUGUUGCCAUCUGUAGAUUUGCAUAUCGAAAGCCAACACCUGGCAGAAAUGGGUGAUUUUAUCAACACACAACAAGCAAAAUUGCGUGAACUAGACGCUGAGAUGCAAAAUCUUGUCGUGAAGGAUAAAUUGAGCAGAAGCCUAACUGGAUUCAAGUUAAUUUUAGCAGAUACGCGUGAUUGGUACCAGCAGAGCUUGGACGUAAUAGCCCUGGAAGAUUUUGAAAAACGAUUAUCAGAUAUGAACUCCUUCAAUGAUGAAAUCGAAAAAAAUCACCAAAUUUUAAAUGAGAACAAUAGAGACGAUUGGCAAAUUUGCAAGCGCGAUUUUGACCUUUUCAUUGAAAGCUGGAAUGACAUGAAAAAUGCCAUUGGUCGAAUUAUCAUUGAGAAAAAAGGUUACAACGAAUUCAGUGGGCAUAUCCAACGUGUUAAUGAAUUAGUUCAACAAAUAGAUGAUCUACCCAUCAUUUAUUCGGAUGUGAAAAGUAUGCAGCUUAAUUUAGGAAAAAAUAAUUUCCUGAAAGCAAAAUAUAUCGAGUUGCUUAAUGAAGGAUGUAGUGAAAUACUUACUAACAUGUCUAAUGAUAUCACGCUUGAUAAGCUCGUGUCCUCGUGGUGUAACAUUCCCCAACUGUUAAAUGAUAAGAUUAUGAAACAAAACAUUGCCAUAGAAAACGUGGCCCAUUUCAAUACUGAAUUACACAACAUUCGCAAGGGGCUUGAUCAAAUAGAUCUUAACUUGAAGAAUGAUUUUUUCAUAUCAGGAGACACAAAAACACUACAAUCAAAACUUGUUGAGUACGAAAAACAUGCGACUGAGAUAAAAAAGCUAGAAAUUGACAUAAUCAGCAUAAAAAACUUUUCGGAAAUAAUUGUGAAAAACUAUGAAGAGCAACCUAGAAUUAUUUUAGAAAGUCAGGUACGAGAGAUAUGUGACCGUCAUACGAGCAUUGCCGCGCAAUAUGAAGAAAACUUUGCAAAGCUAAAUCACAUCAAAACCAGUACAGAUAGCAUUCUAUCGCGCGUCCGUGAAACAGAGCUUUGGUUGAAUGAUUUGGAAAUGAACACACCGAAAAAUCUCAACUCUGAAAUUACCAGUCUCAACGAACUUUAUCAGAUCAAAUCAAAGUUCCAAACGUUGAAGGACACAUGUGAACAGCAAACAUUUAAAUUCCGAGAAUUAAAUGAAACAGGCAACGAAUUUCUGCUACAAAUCGAUGAAAUGAUUCAAUUGAAAGCAGGAAGCAACGUCUCAAGUUUAGCAAAAAAGUUCACCAAACUAAAUGCUCAAUGGAACGAAGUGACAUCGUUGGUGUACACUAGAACUGCAAUUUUAGAACAUAUUUCUAGUCAAAUGGGUGAGUUCAAAACGCUGAUUGUUGGCGCUAGUGGAUAUCUGGAUAAACUGGAAAAAUUACUGCGUAAGAGUCCGGAGAGUGCAGCCGAUGCUGAGGAAAUAUCGGAGGAACUUGAUGACAUCGAGAAUUAUAUCCGAAAUCAUCCCCAAGCACGAUUUGAUAAAAUAAUGGCUAUCGGAAAGGAAAUGUGUAAUAUGGAAUUUAUGGUCAAUACCAUCGACGAGGAUCAACGAUCAAUUCUCAACCGUUGGGAUAGUUUACAAAUUCAGGCAAAACAACGCACAGCAAAACUGGAACAAGCUGUUAAAGAGGCACAGUCAUCCGAAAGUCAAGUAUCCUGCUUGCAGCAAUGGAUAUUCCGAGUCGAUGGAAUUUUGAACGAUUUCAUUGAAAACGACACAACCAUCGACGAUGUACCACAUGAUUUCCAAAAAUUGCAAGAAGAGUUUGAACAUCACGAAAAAGUCCUCCUGGAAAUGAUAAACAAUGUGGACCAUUACAAGCGUGAAGGAAAACUCGAAGCAGCUAACCGAUACCAGGACCAAGUAAAACUGCUCCAAGAUCAAUUCAAGUCAUGUCUGCAAAAGUUCCUUCAGUUAUCAUCCCCACAAGCUGCUUUUGAAACGAAACUAAAUCAUGCCUUGGCUGAACUCCGCAAUGUAGAAAAAAGCUCGGUUAUUUUGGAUACGUUGUCAGCUGGACCGGCACAUUUGCAAGAUCAGUUCCAGCAUUGUUUAAAAAUGUAUAGAAUUUUAUCAGAGAUAAAAGGUGAAAUAGAACAAAUCAUACGGGCAGGCAGAAAAGUGUGUGAAGACAAAGGGACUAAAAAUCCUUUAAAACUAGGGGAAAGAAUAGACACACUAAAGCAUUUAUACAAUUCACUAGGUGAAACUGUGACACAAUCAAAAAUAAUUUUGGAGAAUAUGUUGAAGAUAACGCGCGACCUAGGAGAGAACCUGAGCGAUGUUGAACGCUGGAUAACCGAAAAUAUCGACACAAAGCAAUCCACUGACGAAGAAGAACGUGCCACAAUAGAUAAAAUGAACUCGUGCAAUAAACUGUACGAGGAAUAUAAACAUCUCUGUGAUUCAGUGUAUCUAGAAGACUUAAAGUAUCGUAUUGAUGAUGUUGAGAAACGUUUCAAAAAUAUUCGGAAUCAGGACGUGAAGAAGAAGUUACAUAAUAUUAAAAAUACUUUGCAAAACGUGGAUUCUGUAGGCAUUGACGUUCUGAGGUCUAUGGAGGAAGAUUUAAGCAGAGUGGAAUCAAACAGUGAUGCAGAAGUUGAAGACUUACUUGAAAAAGUUUCACAGAUAUUGCAGGAAGCCUUGAAAGACACUCGUCCUGAUGAAAAAGAACAUUACUACUCCGAAUUUGUAAUUCUCAGUGAUACGGUUCGCCAACGCCGUGCUAAGAUACCGCGCUCAGCACAAAACAAGCAAUCCGAAUCCGUAUUACCACCUUCAAACCUGCUACCAGACCUAUUGCCGACCACGUUUCGACUGGUGGAAACCUGUGCUCUGUUUUCCGACAUAUCAGAAGACGAACCGGCUAUCCAGUUUAGAUCGGACAUAUCAAACUACCAGCGUAACGAGUGCUCAGUGGUUGGUAUUAAGGAAACAAAUGUUAGUCCAAAAAUGUCUGUACAAAAUGUGAACGUCCAGAAGCCAGGACAAUUUGUUGACACAAUACUUUGUGUCAAUACAAUCAAUACUUUUCAAACGUGUAAAUUAUUUGAACCGGAGUAUGUAGAAACAGUACACAUAAUUGAUGCUUCUUCGGAUACUGAUACUAGCUGCCCAUCGCCAAAGUUAGAAACACGGAUAAUAGUAGUAAACAAUAUUGAAAAUGAUUCAAUAUCAACAACGUCACCAGAUUCAACGAACCCCUCGAAAAACCCUUCAAAGAUUAAAAAAACAAAACACCAAAAACUUACAAUCCCGCAAAAGUAUCACGAAAUAGAAUGCGUAGAUCGUAAUAUACCUCAGGCAUGUUCAACACAGCAUAAUAUUCUAUUGGAAGAAAGAAAUAGUUUUUAUAAUUCAGACAAAGAGAAUUACAACGAUCCGUUAGUUUUCUCGGAGGAUGAAGAUAUUCCACGAUAUUCGAUCGAAAUGGCCACGGACUCGGACAGUGAUACGAGUCGAAUUGAAACGCCAAAUUCUAGCAAACUAGUCGAAAAGAAAUUUAAAAUAGCCUCGGCAGACGAACAAAUUUUUUUGACUCCCGGUAUUCUCAGACACGAUUCCUAUAAAACAUUCACUUCACUUGAGCAACGCGUAAAUGAGUUUGACAAAACAGCCAAAUAUAUGAUAAAAAAGUUAGAGCAAACACGUAAACUCAUUGACAAUUGUGAAGAUGAUUCAAGUGUGAUUGAGAAUUUGAAGCUCACCAUAGCCCCUGAUGCCGCAACUCUGAUAUCACAAGGCGAUACGUUAAUAUUGGAAACACACGGUAAAUCCAACACGCUCACGCAGCAUUUAAUCAAUACACAAUCGCAUUUAAGAGAAAAAUUUAAGGAGGUACAAUCAUCAAGGAAUCGCCAUAACACAAAUUACACAUCUGCGCAACAAUUGAUCAUGAUGGAGAAAGACAUUAGUUUUAACGAUUCUUCUCAUAUAAAGGCAAUUAAUUUAGAUGAAAUUUCAACGAGAGUACUAAAGCGCAUCGGAGAUUUACUGGCAAAGCCAUUUACAAGAGACAACGAAGUUGCAUUAACUAAACGAAUACUGGAUAUCAAAGAGCGACAAGAAGAGGUCAAAUUAGCCAUCGGAGUCGCCUCUCAAACGGCGCCGACAGUUGACGUAUCCGACACGAUGACCAAUCUUGAAAAGGGUAUGCGAGAUUUAUCGAUUCAUUUCGAUGAGACCAUAGCUGCGUUAGUUUCAUUAAAUAAAAGCGGAAGUAGAGAAGCUAUCAACAUGUUAAGUGAACACGAAUCAGCAAAAAAUCUUUCUAUGUUAAGAGAUACGUCAUACACUUUAUGCCCCGAUAUUUUUGCUAAGACCAUAACCUGUGAUACUGAAGCUAUAGAAAACAAUGUACCAGCAAUCUUGAAAAGUAUACAAGAACUAAUGGCCGCACCCAUAGCUAGUAGUACGGAGGAACAUUUAGCUAGUAGACUGUUAAAUAUAAAGAAAAAACAACAAGAGUUGGAAUUGACAUUGGAAAUAACAACGCAAGCCAAACCUAAGGAACUAGUGGCUGAGAUAAUGGAUACCUUGCAAAAGGUUUCAAAAGAGCUAUCUGAUCAUUGUGAUGAAGUUGUGAACGCAUUAACUGCUUUGAAUAAUGUAGGAAACCUCGAGAAUGGUCAGUGGAGAAACGAUCACUUGGUGAAUCAAGAAUCUGAAGUGUAUGUUCCCGGAUCAUUCCCAUCAAAAUCAUGUGCUAAAGCUGUUGCCGCUGCUUUAACUAGCAACUUCGAUCAAUCAGUUGCUCACAUUAUGAAUUGGCUAAAGAUGGAAUGCGAAAUGAUAAAAAAGCAUUGCGUUGUAGUUGGUGACAGCGACAUGGUAUUAGAUGCCAUCGAAAAACAAAAGAAUAUGCUAUACGAGUUGGACGUAAAAAAACCACACCUCGAAGAGCUUGUUAAUACAGCAGAGAGUUUAAAAACAGAACUCGAUAGGCAACAUCUGUACAGUAAAGUAACGCGGAUGCGAGAACAAUGGGAUGAAACAUCUCAAACCGUUCUUCAGCGCAAAUCUCAACUGAACGCAAUGCUUGGAGAUUCUCAGAGGUAUGAAUCCAAGCGAACUGAAAUUGAAAACUGGUUGGGUCGUAUGGAAUUACGUUCCGAAAGAAUGGGCGUUGUUGCGACAACUGCAGAUGUACUGGAAAUACAACAAAAGGAACAAAAAUCUUUUCAUGCUGAACUUCAUCAGUUUAAGCACCACGUCGAACUUUUCAAUCAACUGACACAGAAGUUAAUAGCGGUUUAUCCAUCGGACGAUACAUCCCGAAUAAAGAGAAUGACAGAAUCUGUCAACUUACGCUACAACAAUUUGAAUAACGCAGUCAUCUCACGUGGUAAAAUGUUGCACGCAGCUGUCCAUUCAUUGCAAUCGUUCGAUAGAACGUUUGAUCAGUUUCUGGGUUGGUUAAGCGAAGCAGAAUCUUUGUGUGAAAAUACUGAAUCUGAAAUUGAUAGGAAUCCUCAUUGUUAUAAGGAUCUUCAAUUAGAAAUCGAAUCACACCGCGCUGUCUAUGAUCGACUUGAUAAUACUGGACGAAAACUUUUGGGUUCGCUUACAUCACAAGAAGAUGCCGUCAUGUUACAGAGUCGGUUGGACGAGAUGAACCAAAGGUGGAAUCAUUUGAAAUCAAAAAGCAUUGCAAUUAGAAAUCGUUUAGAAUCUAAUUCGGAGCAUUGGAAUGCACUGUUGCUGUCAUUACGGGAACUCACCGAGUGGGUCAUUCGCAAAGAUACCGAAUUAACUUCGUUGAGUAUAGGGCCAAUGAAAGGCGAUUCGGCUAGUUUGCAAAAGCAAAUGGAUGACCAUCGAGCUUUUCGUCGACAGUUAGAAGACAAACGUCCUUUAAUAGAAAACAAUUUGCUGAGUGGUCGACAAUACGUUACAAAUGAGCUGCCCUUGUCCGAUACAAGUGAUUCAGAAGUUAUUGACAGCGAAUCACGGUACUUGUCAACAGAAGAGCAAAAUAGAGAACUGACGCGUAGUAUACGUCGCGAGGUUAAUAAAUUAUCUGAACAGUGGAAUCAUUUAAUCGACCGCUCUGACAUCUGGAAACAUCGCUUGGAAGACUUCAUGACAAAAAUGCGACAAUUUCAAAAAGUUUUAGAAGAUUUGAGCUCCCGUGUUGCUUCCGCUGAAACGCUUACUCAUUCAUGGACAACACCAACUAGCGCGAUCGAUGCUACUGAGGAAAUGCAACAUUUGCAGCGUUUGAAGGACAAAAUGACAACAGCUGGUGCUCUUCUGGAUGAUUGUAAUGAACAACAAAACUUUUUCACAGCUAAUCAUGUGGUCGUUCCUAAUCAAUGCCUUGCUAAACUUGAGGACUUGAAUACGAGAAUGAAAUUGCUUCACAUAGCUAUGGAUGAGCGACACAAAAUUUUAACGGUAAACGGAGGUUAUAAACCUAAUACACCAGAUCCAUAUUGUGACAAAUCGGCGCAUGGUGAUAGUACUGGUACCAUUGGCCCUGUUCCAAAUUUAGCAACGAGUGUAAAACCGCCUUGGGAGAGAGCAACAACGCCUGCCACUGUGCCUUACUAUAUCAAUCACGAGAGAGAAAAUACACAUUGGGAUCAUCCGGAAAUGAUUGAACUUAUGAAAUCACUUGCCGACUUGAAUGACGUUAGGUUUUCCGCUUACAGAACUGCCCUGAAGCUGCGUGCAGUGCAAAAAAGAUUGGCGUUCGAUCGACUAGCAAUGAACGUUGCCAUUGAAGCAUUCGAUCGCCAUGGUUUACGAGCUCAGAAUGAUAAGUUGAUAGACAUACCGGAUAUGACAACAGUAUUACAUUCAUUGUAUGUCACUAUUGAGCCAAUUGAUAUGGCUAUUAUGCUCGAUCUAGCUAUUAAUUGGAUUCUGAAUGUAUAUGAUUCGCAGCGUACUGGUCAAAUCCGUGUUCUUAGUUUUAAGGUUGGUCUGAUUUUGCUUUGCAAAGGAUAUUUGGAAGAAAAAUAUCGCUAUCUAUUCCGAUUGAUCGCCGAUUUGGAGAAAAAAGUAGAUCAACGCAAGUUAGGUUUGUUGUUGCAUGACUGCAUACAAGUUCCACGCCAACUGGGAGAAGUAGCAGCGUUUGGGGGAUCGAAUAUCGAACCGUCCGUACGUUCCUGUUUCGAACGUGCUGGCGUUAAUCAAAGUGGAGAGCCUCUAGAAAAUGCCAUUGAAGCACAUCAUUUUCUAAACUGGUUACAGCAUGAGCCACAAAGCUUGGUGUGGCUUCCCGUACUACACAGAUUAGUGGCAGCAGAAACAGCGAAACAUCAAGCCAAAUGCAAUAUUUGUAAAGAAUAUCCAAUAGUUGGAUUUCGCUACCGGUGUUUGAAAUGCUUUAACUUUGAUAUGUGUCAAAGUUGUUUUUUUCUGGGUCGUAAUGCAAAAAAUCACAAACUUUCCCACCCAAUGCAUGAAUAUUGUACAACGACCACUUCCACUGAAGACGUCCGAGACUUUACUCGAGCGCUGCGAAAUAAAUUCAAGAGUAGAAAAUACUUCAAAAAACAUCCUCGUGUGGGUUAUUUACCCGUACAGAGUGUUCUGGAAGGAGACGCUUUGGAAAGUCCUGCACCCAGUCCACAACACGGGGCACACACAUUGCAAAACGAUAUGCACUCUCGAUUGGAGAUGUACGCGUCGCGUUUAGCACAGGUUGAGUAUGGUACGCGAAGUAACUCAACGCCAGACAGCGAUGAUGAGCAUCAACUAAUAGCUCAGUAUUGUCAAUCAUUACCCAAUAAUGGUGGCCCGAAGUCGCCUGUUCAGGUGAUGGCAGCUAUGGAUGCAGAGCAACGAGAAGAAUUAGAAGCAAUAAUCAAAGAUUUGGAAGAAGAAAAUGCAUCAUUACAGGCAGAAUAUGAACGACUUAAAUCCAAACAAACCCCUAUUACAACUCCAGACGAGGCACAAUCGCAGGAUGCGCCCGCAGGAGGAAACGACAUGAUUGCCGAGGCAAAAUUGUUACGACAGCACAAAGGGCGAUUAGAAGCAAGGAUGCAAAUUCUAGAGGACCACAACAGGCAAUUGGAAGCACAACUUCAAAGACUGCGCCAAUUACUAGAUGAGCCUAACUCAGUUAAAGUUUCAACACUUCAAACAAGAUCCGUUACUGCGUCUCAGUUGAACACCGAAUCACCAGCCAAAUUGCAGCAAAAUGGCCACUAUGAUCAAAGCUCAGGUAUGGAGAACGGCGCAUUAGGAAAAACAUCAUCCUUUUAUGCGGUAACCAAUUCCGGUCUUAUUGGUGGUGGCGAUCCUAAUAACCAUAUGUCAUUGGCUGAUGGUGGGAAGAAUACAUCGAACAUCGGGAACAGCAUUAGUUCUAUUGAUUCGAGGCCUCCGCCACCCCCGCAUGCAAGCCUGUUGCAUAUGGCUGGGAGAAUUUAAACGUUUCAUAUCGAAAGCUCUGAUAUCUUAAGGUGAUUUAAACCGAGCAGUAGAAGAAUUGGUGAACGUUAUAACUGACCAGGAAAUUGAACAACAUAAUGAUAAUGGAUUUCACAUUUGACUGAUGAAUAGUUCCGUGCAAUCCGUAGUUAUUGGUUUGACAAAAAUAAGAGGUAUACCAGCUUAUAAACAAUAGAAACAUAUUGUUUCUUAGUAACUAAUCUUAUAUGAACACAAUAAUCUAAUCAUUAAGAUAAAACAACCGAAAAUAUGCGUAAGUUUAGAAAGCAUACCGUACUAUGCUUAUAAUUAGCAUCAAAAGAUCCAACCAUUACCAUGUUUUAGACAAAAAAAUAUCAAAACAUUUUUUCAUUUCUUAUGUCGACUAAUAUGUAGUCAAUUUUUCGUUUUAACGACAUUCAACUAGAUAGAGAUUACUAAAUAGGGAAAUUUAUAAAAAUAUUAGCAUCAUAGUACUCAAGUGAGAGCAAGGAUGUAAAAUAUAUAGAUCGGAAAACUAUAAGUGGCAGCGUCGUUAGAAACAGAAGUAAAGUAGCCUUUAGCGAUUCUUAGUAACUCUGCCUAAGCUCGACAUCUGCCAGCAGAAUAUAAAAGAUUAGUCCGUAAGAUUUUAAGGUUGAAUAGAGAAUAGGUAAAAAUCGAAAACGAAUAAAGCAGUUUUUUUCCAUACUGUGUGUUAGAUCUUCAUAAAAAUCAAUCAGCAGUACUGUAACAAAUUCUACAAAAGCAGAUUGAUUUUUAUGAAGAUCUAUUGAAAAAAACUGCUUUUUCGUUUUCGAUUUUUUGUACCUUCUCUGUCGAACCUUAAGUCUGUUUCUAAUGACGCUACCAUUUCUAGUUUUCCGAUCCAUGUAUUAUACAUCCUCUCUCAUCGCUCUCACUUGAGUACUAUAACGUUAAACUUCCCAUAACUUUCACUACUUAGUAAUCUCUAACUAAUUGACAUUUAAAAGCUUUUAAUCAUAAUUUAUUUCCAAACCUUACCUUUCUAGAUUUAAAAAAACAUGGUUUAACAUGAAUGAUUUUGUACUUAUAUACUAAAAUAUAUGAAAAACUGAUAAAUACAUAUAGAUUUUGGGUAUUAAAGUUUUGACAUUAACUGAAUAUUCAGUGUUUAUGUCACAUACUUGUGUACUUGCAUUGUUACUCAAGUUCAAUCAUCAGAACACAAACGUUACUCAAACACAUAUCCUAAGGAUACACAUUGGAAAUCAGUUUUAAAAUACCUUUGCCAUUUGUUCAUAUUCCUUUAUAAAAACUUCAUGAUAUAAUUAGAUAAUAUUGUCAAUAUCGCAGUUAAAUUUUUCAUAAAACGACCGGCACACGCGUUGGGUUUAGAAAAUCAUGGAAAGAUUAAACUCAGUAACAUGUGUACUCUACAUUUGGGAGAAGUAAUGCUUAAUAUAACUGAAAUGUUGGUUGGAACGAAAUACAAAUGUUUUUUUUUGUGGUGAAGUUAUGUAAUUCAUGUUGAGAUAUUGUUUACACAGGUUAUAUAAAUAACAUAUCGAGCGACGAGACAUUCUUUACAGGAACGAUAAUAAAUAUUUGUGUAACAGGAUAGAUUAUGCCUUCUAUAAAAGCGAAAUGCGUAUCAAAUUUUAAAAGUAUCGUGAAAUUUGUAAACUAACAAGUUCGAACUAUUUUGGGAUCAAUUGAAAAUUAAAUAUAAUCUAUUUUACUGUUUUAUUUUCAUUUCUUUACAAAAAAAAUAUUUUCAUUACUCGCUCAUAAUGUAAACAUAAAUCGUUAAAUAUCAACCCACUCCCUCUCUAAGACAAUAGAAUCGUCACUUGUAUUAUUGCUCUCGUCUAGCCGCAUAGUGUUUUUUGUAUUUAGUAUAUAUAAUUUAAAAAUAUUACAUGUCAUUCUAAACAAGUGUCGAAACCAUAACGAAAAAUAUCAAACAUAAUCAUUACAUUCUUACUUA